CCUGUCGCGUCGCCCCCGCCCGCUCAGUGUGCGUGUGACGCCCGGCUGCGUCGUGUCGUCUCCUCUCGCUCUCGCACCGUCGCUCGCCUCGCCUCUGACCCACGGCGGCCGCCCCCCUCGGCAACUUCGUUCGGCUGCUUACGGAACUGUGACCCCAUGAGGAGACCAAUGGACACGAAAAUGAUGUCGCAGUGGCGUGCAAAUUGGCUUGGGCGAAUAGUCGCCCAAGCACGUCUUAGAAAAUGGCAAUGUCCACUUGUAUGGACGACAUCUUCAUCUUUCGACGGCGUCCACGACGAUAAGCUCCAGGACCUGGUGACCCUAGCGCCGUCCGAGUGGGAAGCAGUGGUGAGAGAACUCACGCGCAUUGCCAUGCUGAUGCACACCAACGGCGACAUGCGGGGACUAGUGCAGUCGUUACGUCGCUGCGAGAAAUUUCUUCAUAGUCCCAGAAGACGUUCAAUGUGCCCGCUGCUGUCGGAGUAUAGAGAAGCCCUGAAGCACGUUGUGGACGUCACGUGCAUCAUGGUUGCGUGCGUGCUUGAGAAGAAGAAUCUGGACCAGGAGCCGGGUGCGGAGACUGUCGCCGAUACUGACACUUGGGGGCCGUCACUCAAGGCAGCCAUGUUAGCGAUGCAGGCUCAGGUCCGCGUUGCUUGCUUUUUGGGUCUUCCUUCGGGUGCAGAGACGGCGCACUCCGGAACGCUGCUGCUGCCGCACGCCUUGGUGCUCGCGUCGCGGGCGAAGGACGCGGCCCCAGAGGAGGGCGAGUGGAAGGCGCUGUACGCCGACCUGCUGCCGCACGACCACCCGCGCAAGCUCACGCUCCUGCGCAACGCGGUGCGCGCGCGCCGCACGCCCUUCACCCUCACCUGCCUGAGCCGCUUCCUCUACAAGCUGGGCGAGAAUGAGGCCUUCGACCUGUGCGCGGACGCGCUAUUGGAGUGGCCGCUGUCGGUACACACCAACGUGUCGUACGUGCUGAUGUUCCUGUCGUGCGCCGCCCCGUGCAAGCUGUCCGGCUGCCUGGCCGAGCAGUGCCUGCUCCGACUGCAGCGCCUCGUGCCGCAGAGCAUGUUCGCGCUUGGCCUCGCCCUCGAGCUGCGCUUGCACACCGAGAGCGGAGCAAAGCACGUGCGUCCGCAGCCCUACGGAGAACUGGAUCACGCGACCGUCGACAAGGCGCAGAAGCUGUACGCCUGGACGCGACCCGGAAGGCCUCGUCUCGCAAGAAGCACUUCGACAGCCGCCAACCUACGGGAGGCACAAGACCCUGAUCGUCACUGAUUGUGCUGCGCAGGCUUUAUGCCGCGUAUUGUAACUCUGCACAACUGCCAUGUGCACGAGUCUCCGCAUUUUGGUUCUUUAGCAAAUAAUUUGGACAGCGUUGUUUGUUUUGCAACGCUGUUUUUAAAUUACUCGCCAGAUCUGGCUAGUCGCUUUUUAUGCCUAAUUUAUCUAUUCUAGUCCUUUUAAUUAACUUUCCAUUUUAUGUGUCAUUUCCGAUUUUUUCCUUCACGUAGGAUGCCUUCUUUCAUUUUAUCUGCCCAGUACUGCUGAUUAAACAAAAGAAAAAAAUGUGCGGUGAAAUGCUACUGCUUUUCAGACACUUCUUAUACUUACAAGCAAUUGUGUAUCUGCUUGCGUCAUCAUGUGUCUCUUAGAUUAAAACUCUUAAACAAAA
Messenger RNA from Frankliniella occidentalis (western flower thrips), 1684 nucleotides. RefSeq lists its product as uncharacterized. Lineage: Eukaryota; Metazoa; Arthropoda; Insecta; Thysanoptera; Thripidae. The coding region runs from base 157 to 1287 and encodes 376 amino acids. The record is from RefSeq and is a predicted model, not a curated record. The transcript has 7 exons.